CAUUCUCGUCUCCUCCGAAGUCCCCUCUGUUUCAAUUUCCAAAUGUCCCAACUCCGCACAGAUUCCGCCGGAAAAAUCUCCCCCGUUAAUCUCCCCCGUUUCAAUUGGGCGCACACUUAAAUUAAUUAAUUAAUUAUUAUUACUUGUUAAUUCCCACUUAAUCCAAGAUUAUAUAAGAGCUUAGCUCUUCGCUAUCUCUAAAAACCUUUCAAAAACAUUUCCAUUAUUACCGGCGGAGGUUUAUCUGCUAGGGUUUUUCUGUUUCAUCCUCACUCUCCAUGGCAUUUUCGUGAUUCAUGGAGGCCAGUUCCAGUGGAUUCGCGGCUCCGUUCCAGUUCAAGCUCCGGAGGAUGGUGUCAUCUCAUGGAUUGGAGCCCUCGCAGAUUCCGAUCUGGAAGGCGGCGAGGUUCGGUCGGAAGGCAUAGGAAUGGCGACUAGAUAGGAGAAAGAGCCCUCGCAGAUUCCGAGUCCAUGCUUCUUUUACAAUGCCUUUUGCUUCUCCUGAACCUGGAUAUGCUUCUAAACAAGAGAAAUUCUCCCCACGGUGUACCCCAAAAAAUUCUUCCGACGGCCCUCAGUCCCGUGACACUCCGCCAAAAAGAGACACUGGUAUUGCAAAUGAGAGACUGGGGCAUCAGCUUGUUAAAUGAAAAUGUUAAUGAGUCUGGGACUAAUGAAGAUGGAAGUACUUGGUACCGAGAAAGUGGGGAGGAUUUAGGUGAAAAUGGAUACAGAUGUAGAGGGACGAGGAUGGGUGGUCAAUCCAAGGAUGGUUCCUCCGAGUGGAAAGAAACG
This is a messenger RNA of Rubroshorea leprosula, 795 nucleotides long. The record is from the annotation of a GenBank genome assembly. NCBI's taxonomy places the organism in Eukaryota, Viridiplantae, Streptophyta, Magnoliopsida, Malvales, Dipterocarpaceae.